Messenger RNA from Colletotrichum gloeosporioides, 273 nucleotides. RefSeq lists its product as uncharacterized. Lineage: Eukaryota; Fungi; Ascomycota; Sordariomycetes; Glomerellales; Glomerellaceae. The coding region runs from base 1 to 273 and encodes 90 amino acids. The record is from RefSeq and is a predicted model, not a curated record. The transcript has a single exon. Gene Ontology annotation, molecular function: acyltransferase activity, transferring groups other than amino-acyl groups.
AUGGGGAUUAGUCUUGCUGCAGAGUACCAGAAUCAGGCCUACGACAGGGAGGUGAUCAACUGGGCUCUGGACUGGGCAUUCCGGUUCGAGGCAUUUCACAGUGUUCGUAACGCGACGUCGUCUUUCAACGAGCGGACGCAGAGCCUGUACUUGAAGUUGGGAUUUGUCGAGGAGGGAAGAGAUCGAGAGGCGUUUUGGCUUGACCGCAAGUGGCAUGAUGUGAUUCGGUACGGUACGUUGGAGCAUGAGUGGAAAGCGUUGCGAGGGUUGUAG